AGGAAGAGCACCACGCAGAGAUAAACUUACGUUUGUUUGUGAAAUUUUAUAAAUAAAUAGGUAAAAGCAUAGAAAUAAAGUAAACAAAGAUGUCAAACAUAACGGCAGCGGUUAUAGCCAACCGCAAUAAGAAGCAUUUCCUAGGAGUUCCAGCUCCUUUGGGAUAUGUGGCCGGCGUUGGCAGAGGUGCCACUGGCUUCACCACCCGAUCUGAUAUUGGUCCUGCCCGCGACGCCAACGAUGUGUCUGACGAUCGCCAUGCGCCGCCAGCCACCAAACGUAAGAAAAAAGAUGAAGAAGAGGAAGAGGACGAAGAUCUGAACGACUCAAACUAUGAUGAGUUUAGUGGUUACAGUGGCUCCCUGUUUUCCAAGGAUCCAUACGAUAAGGACGAUGAGGAGGCGGACGCUAUUUACGACUCUAUAGACAAGCGGAUGGAUGAGAAACGGAAGGAGUACCGUGAUCGAAGGCUGCGCGAGGAUUUGGAACGUUAUCGCCAGGAGCGGCCGAAGAUCCAGCAGCAGUUUAGUGAUCUUAAACGUUCUCUAGCCAGCGUCACGUCCGAGGAGUGGUCUACGAUUCCUGAAGUAGGCGACAGUCGAAACCGCAAGCAACGGAAUCCCAGGGCAGAGAAAUUUACGCCUUUACCGGAUAGCGUCCUGUCCAGGAAUCUGGGUGGCGAAACAUCCUCUACGCUGGAUCCAACUUCAGGACUGGCUUCCAUGGUUCCUGGUGUCGCCACCCCUGGCAUGCUGACACCAACAGGAGAUUUGGAUUUGCGAAAAAUUGGACAGGCGCGAAAUACCCUCAUGAACGUGAAGCUUUCUCAGGUUUCUGAUUCGGUGACAGGUCAAACUGUGGUGGAUCCCAAGGGCUACCUCACCGAUCUUCAGAGUAUGAUUCCCACUUACGGUGGUGACAUCAACGACAUAAAGAAAGCCCGUUUACUGCUCAAGAGUGUCCGAGAAACCAACCCCAAUCAUCCUCCCGCAUGGAUAGCAUCUGCCCGUUUGGAGGAGGUCACUGGAAAAGUUCAAAUGGCCAGGAAUCUGAUAAUGCGGGGUUGCGAAAUGAAUCCUCAGUCGGAAGAUCUCUGGCUGGAGGCAGCGCGUCUGCAACCUCCAGACACUGCUAAGGCGGUGAUUGCCCAGGCUGCUCGUCACAUUCCCACCUCUGUUCGGAUUUGGAUCAAGGCAGCCGACUUGGAAACCGAAACUAAGGCGAAGAGAAGGGUGUUCCGAAAGGCUCUGGAGCACAUUCCUAACUCUGUGCGCCUAUGGAAGGCCGCCGUGGAGCUAGAAAAUCCAGAUGAUGCACGAAUUCUGUUAUCUCGUGCCGUGGAAUGUUGUAACACUAGUGUGGAGCUCUGGUUGGCUUUAGCUCGUUUGGAAACCUACGAGAAUGCCAGAAAGGUUCUGAACAAGGCGCGUGAGAAUAUUCCCACAGAUCGCCAGAUUUGGACAACGGCUGCCAAGUUGGAAGAGGCGAAUGGAAACAUCCACAUGGUGGAGAAGAUCAUUGACCGAUCCCUGACAUCACUUACAGUUAAUGGUGUGGAGAUUAAUAGGGAUCACUGGUUCCAGGAAGCCAUCGAGUCAGAGAAAUCGGGUGCCGUGAACUGCUGCCAGGCCAUUGUAAAGGCAGUCAUUGGAAUCGGAGUAGAGGAAGAGGAUCGCAAGCAAACCUGGAUCGAUGAUGCAGAAUUUUGCGCCAAGGAGAAUGCUUUUGAGUGUGCUCGAGCCGUCUACGCUCAUGCCCUGCAAAUAUUCCCCUCGAAGAAGAGUAUCUGGCUGAGAGCGGCUUACUUUGAAAAGAACCACGGUACUCGCGAAUCCUUGGAGGCUUUACUUCAGCGCGCUGUUGCCCAUUGUCCCAAAUCGGAGAUUCUGUGGCUGAUGGGCGCCAAGUCCAAGUGGAUGGCCGGGGAUGUGCCAGCAGCGAGAGGUAUUCUCUCAUUGGCCUUUCAGGCUAAUCCCAAUUCGGAGGAUAUUUGGUUGGCUGCCGUUAAAUUGGAGUCUGAAAAUGCGGAAUACGAAAGAGCACGACGAUUGUUGGCCAAGGCUCGAGGAUCUGCUCCCACGCCAAGGGUGAUGAUGAAGUCGGCUAGACUGGAGUGGGCUCUAGAACGCUUCGAUGAAGCUCUCAGGCUGCUCGUGGAAGCUGUCGAGGUAUUCCCAGACUUUCCAAAACUGUGGAUGAUGAAGGGGCAGAUUGAGGAGCAACAGCGUAGGACGGAUGAUGCCGCGGCUACGUAUACCCAGGGUCUGAAAAAGUGUCCCACUUCCAUACCUUUGUGGAUAUUGUCUGCCAACUUGGAGGAGCGAAAAGGGGUAUUGACAAAGGCUCGCUCCAUUCUGGAACGCGGACGUCUGCGGAAUCCAAAGGUUGCAGUUCUUUGGCUGGAGGCUAUUAGGGUGGAACUGCGAGCGGGUUUGAAGGAAAUCGCCAGCACUAUGAUGGCUAGAGCUCUGCAGGAAUGCCCCAACGCCGGCGAGCUCUGGGCGGAGGCCAUCUUUAUGGAAACAAAGCCCCAAAGAAAGACCAAGUCGGUUGAUGCUCUGAAGAAGUGUGAGCACGAUCCUCACGUACUGCUGGCGGUAUCUAAGCUGUUUUGGUCGGAGCACAAGUUUUCCAAGUGCAGGGAUUGGUUCAAUCGAACGGUUAAAAUCGAUCCUGAUUUGGGUGAUGCCUGGGCGUAUUUCUACAAGUUUGAAUUGCUACACGGGACAGAACAGCAACAGCAGGAAGUCGUUGAUCGCUGCAUUGCCGCGGAACCCACGCAUGGAGAAUCCUGGUGUCGCGUUAGCAAGAAUAUCCAAAACUGGCAAUUCAAAACACCCGACGUCCUGCGAGCCGUUGUUCGUGAACUUUCUAUACCCGUCUAAGGUUAACAUAUUUUAAUUAAAUAGAUACGUCGUCAGCCUAGCGCUGCAAGUCCCGAUAUCCUUUAUAAAUACGAUAAAAUUGCUUGAAGUGUUUGACGAUGAACUCCAGAAGAAAGAAGCCGAAACUGGCAGCAGCUCCGCAACCAAAAAUGCCCAAGGCAUAGCGACAUUCGGUGAGGCCAAUGGAGACAAAGCCGCCAACGCCGCCUUCGCAUUUGGGCUUUUGGGGAAUCCAUUUGCGUUCUUCGCGAUUCACCAAGCUUACUUCUCGCUGCCAGCGUAUUCUGAAAGUAAUUCAAUUGGAAAUUAUGAUACUUUUAUUACUUUUCUCAACGAUUUUCGACUGUAUAAAAUUUGUUUAAUUUUUAUUUCAGUAAUU
Molecule: messenger RNA, 3264 nt
Organism: Drosophila bipectinata
Lineage: Eukaryota; Metazoa; Arthropoda; Insecta; Diptera; Drosophilidae
Gene: Prp6
Product: pre-mRNA processing factor 6
Biological process (GO): mRNA splicing, via spliceosome; spliceosomal tri-snRNP complex assembly
Cellular component (GO): catalytic step 2 spliceosome; U4/U6 x U5 tri-snRNP complex
Molecular function (GO): protein binding
Source: RefSeq, a predicted model, not a curated record